AUGAUACCAUCCACAACGGUUUCCAACAAAGCACUUGAAGAUGCUACUACUCGAGUGCAACAACUGGUGGCUCAAGCUAUGCAGUUGAAGAAUGGCCCCGCCGGCCAUUUCACAAUGGCCAUGGAAAUCGCAAAAAUUUUGUCGCCGGUGUUUGAACAACAUGGACGAUCGGCGAGCAUGAUUUCGCCGUUGUUGCUAUCGGCGGCGAUGGAGUUGCAGUCGCAUUUGGACCCGGUGACUCGCCAAUCCUUUAUAAGUAUCCCCGUAUGGGGCAACAUUAUUAUGGAUGAUCGCCGCAUUGAGAAACAUCCUUUGUACCGGAAGGCUCUCAAGUUUAUUGCUUCCUCAAGCCCAUCGCCAUUGUCCCACCCUCCGGUACAACCGGCUGAGGCGGUGAUUGACAAUGCAACGGAGGACCCGCCGGUUGCAGUCAAAACCCAAGCCAAAGCCAAAUCGUAUCCUUCUGAAAGUGAUGGCAUCGAAAUCAUUGACCAUGUAGUCGCCACUAACGCCGCUCCGCCGGACAUUCGGAAAGGCAGUAGCAAGCACACUGUCUCUCAGGAUCAGAGCGAUGAAACCACACCGGUGGAAAUUUUGCAAGGGAAUACCAUUGUGGUUAGGCAGAGGCCCAUGCCGAAGCGAAAGCAGACCCAGGCCGCCGGCGGACGUGAACUCAAGCCUGGCUGUGAGGGACCGAAAGGGAAAAGAUCCAGGGAGUCUAGUCAGAAUGAGCAGGUUACGAAAAGCACGCCAUCAGCCACCCGUCCGCCGGUGUCCGCCGACACCGGCGAUCAACGCAAACCAUGGUUUGAACAUCCUAUUCCUCUGCCGACCACGGCCGCCAGCAAGGUUACAAUAGGCAAGCGGCACAAAAGUAGCCACCGGCGCACUCCGUCAAAGGAAGACGAGAAAGACCUCUCGCCGGCAACUACCGGCGACAUUGUGAAAGGUAUGGAGGAUAUUCAGCUGAAUACUGAGUAUAUUGGGUCUGAUGACCAUGUGACUGGGAUUAGAGAUGCUGGUUCAAUGAGGCACUCUUUACCACCCAUCACCACUGUGUCCGCACGUGUGUCACCGGAAUCAUCUGCGGCGACGAUGCACGCAGUGAUGCCACCACGGCGCUCGCAUCCGCCGCCAUCACGCACCGAGGUCAUGGACAUUGAUGUGCCUGCAGAUGCAGUAGUGAAGGACUUGCAAGCAAUGACGCUCCAGGUCAGAAAUGACUCGGCAUUACUCUCACACAAUCAUGAAGACUUUCACAAUACCAUCGACGACCUAUGCAAUCAGGUUGCCGAACUCUGUGAUGCCGAGAUGAAAACAAUGGAGAGAUUGCACGCCGAUGUCGCCGUGCUUCAGGAGCAAGUUCGCGUCUUGCAUGCAGAGUCUCGGACACAUGAGAACCAGCUCCGUGCAGCUGAUGUUAAAUUGGCAUCACAGGGGAGUACGACUGCUGUAUUGCAGGACGCCUAUGAGUCCCUCCGACAACUGUUUGAUCCCUACUCCAGUCCAUACCUCCCCAUUACAAUAAUGCCGUGUUUUUUCCUGGUUCCAGUCACCAGACUCCCUAUAGUCACGGCCCUAGUGGCCAUCCACGGCCACCGGACCAUCGGUCGCAACUGCCUCGGCGGGCUGCUCGCCUUGCGGGAGACAUGGAUGCAACUCCAGGUCCGUCAGCUGCAGCUGGCGCAUCUAUUAGCUCUCGCAUGCAUGCACCUUCAGGUCCUUCGGGUGGUCAUAUGUCAAGGAGUUCUCAAAGCAACUGAUACCCCCGGUGCAUCGGCCUCCGGAUCUCGCCACAAUUAG
Messenger RNA from Suillus fuscotomentosus, 1803 nucleotides. RefSeq lists its product as uncharacterized. The record is from RefSeq and is a predicted model, not a curated record. Lineage: Eukaryota; Fungi; Basidiomycota; Agaricomycetes; Boletales; Suillaceae. The transcript has 8 exons. Bases 1 to 1803 code for a protein of 600 amino acids.